CGUUACAUUCACCUAUUCGAGUUCAAUGGACAUCAAGCAGGUCACCGUUGUCGUCUGCGGCGAUGAAGGUGUCGGCAAGUCCUCUCUUAUCACGGCAUUGGUGAAGGAGACCUUUGUGCCGAAUAUUCAAAAGACAAUUCCUGUUAUCACUAUCCCGCCGGAUAUCAGUACGCCCGAGAGUGUGACUACACAGAUCAUUGACACAUCGUCGGCUCCAAAUGAUAGAGAUGCAUUGUGUCGAGACAUCAGACGGGCGAAUGUCAUUUGUCUAGUCUACUCCGACGACUACUCGUGUGAGCGAGUCGCCCUAUUCUGGCUACCAUUGUUUCGAUCGCUCGGCGUUAACCUCCCCGUCGUCCUCUGCGCCAACAAAUCCGACCUCAAUGAAGAACCCGAAGCCAACCAAGCCCUCGAAGACGAAAUGAUCCCGAUCAUGCAAGAGUUCAAAGAAGUCGAAUCAUGUAUCCGGUGCUCCGCAAAAUCCUUGGUGAAUGUCAAUGAGGUCUUUUACUUAUGUCAGAGGAGUGUGACGCAUCCGAUAAGUCCGCUGUUUGAUUUCAAGGAGCAGCAGUUGAAGACGGCAGCUGUUGCGGCGUUGCAGAGGGUGUUCUUUUUGAGUGACACGGAUCAGGAUGGGAGGUUGAAUGAUGAUGAGAUGAAUGAGCUGCAGCGCAAAUGCUUCGACAAAUCUCUUCCACCAGCCGAACUCCAAGACAUUAAAGAUACCAUAGCCAAGGCAUCCACUGACGCCAUCAAAGACGGAGGUAUCACGGAAUACGGCUUCAUCCUCCUCAACAAGAUCUUUGCCGAGAAAGGCCGACACGAGACAACAUGGACUAUUCUCCGAAAAUUCGAAUACACAGAUUCACUCUCGCUCAAAGACAAGUUUCUGCACCCUAAAUUGGAUGUACCAGCUUUCGCCUCCGUCGAGCUGUCGCCCGCUGGAUACCGGUUCUUCGUGGACUUGUUUGCGAGAUUCGACAAAGACAACGACGGCGCCCUAAACCCUGCCGAACUCGCCUUCCUUUUCGCGCAUACACCCUCGAUCCCACCAUCCUGGCGUUCUUUUCCCUACACAACUGUGCGUAAUGAGGCAGGUAACGUCACCCUACAAGGCUGGCUCGCACAAUGGUCCGCUACGACGCUCAUGGAUCACACGGAGACACUACGAUACCUGGCGUAUUUGGGUUUUGAGGGAGGGAGGGGAGGAACGACUGACGCGCUAAAGGUCACGAAACCGAGGAAGCAUGGAGGAAGGGUGAAUAAGAAGGCGGAUCGGAAUGUGUUUUGUGUGUAUGUCGUUGGAGAGCCGGGAGCUGGAAAGUCUGCCAUUUUGAAUGCGUUUUUGAAUAAGCCGUUGGGGAAUGAUUAUGUGGUGUCCUCGACGAAUAUUACGACCUCAUCGACGGAGGUGUGCAACGCUGUCGAGAUUCAGGGAAAGCAGCGAUACAUGAUUCUCAAAGAACUCCUCCCCGCCGACAUCGACCUCCUCGACUCUGACAAACACAUAAACGCCUGCGACGUCCUGUGCCUCGCCUACGACUCCUCCAACUCCGAAUCCUUUAUGUACCUCGCCUCCCUACGCGAAAAGUAUCCCAAGAUAUCGACGUUGCCGUGUGUGUAUGCCGCGACGAAGAGUGAUUUGGAUAGGGUUGCACAGCAUUACGAGGUGCAGCCGGAUGUGUAUUGUAGGGAGUUGGGCGUGGCGGCGCCGAUACACGUCAGUGUUCAUUGGGGGUCGGUAUCGGAUCUGUUUGUUCAGCUUGCGGAGGCGGCGCAAUCACCUCAGCUUCAUCGACCAAAAGCAGAGGAGAAAUCCUCGCCGAACCUCCGCCUCGUCAUCGGUUUGACAGCUUUCACGGCUCUUGCUGUCUCCGUGGGAACAGGAAUAUGGUAUAGGUACUACAGACAUACACAAACUCAGAAAUGAGUGGUUCAAAUAAUUUAUAUCUGUCUACCAUGCGCAAGGCCUCACUGCAAAACACGAACACAAAUAAAAAAAGAAAAACGCCAAUUGAAUCCAACGCCGUGCAAUU
This is a messenger RNA of Saitoella complicata NRRL Y-17804, 2036 nucleotides long. RefSeq names its product mitochondrial Rho GTPase-like protein. Bases 26 to 1930 code for a protein of 634 amino acids. Gene Ontology annotation, biological process: regulation of mitochondrion organization; small GTPase-mediated signal transduction; mitochondrion organization. The transcript is spliced from 7 exons. NCBI's taxonomy places the organism in Eukaryota, Fungi, Ascomycota, Saitoellomycetes, Saitoellales, Saitoellaceae. Gene Ontology annotation, molecular function: calcium ion binding; GTPase activity; GTP binding. Gene Ontology annotation, cellular component: mitochondrial outer membrane. The record is from RefSeq and is a predicted model, not a curated record.